UCGCUCAUCCUCCACCAUCGCCUCUCUCUCUCUCUCUGUCUCGUUCGCGGCUUAGCUCGCAGGGUUGAGUUUCUUCAUUUCGGAGCGGAUCUUCAAUGGCUUUCUUGCUCAACAAAACCAACACCGUUCUCCCUCAUCUCCGAUCUCGUCCUCAGCGGACGGAGGAUGCCCUCGCGCUGUCGCGUCGUGGAUUCCACGUCGAACCAGGGCCUCGCGAGAAAGCCCUUCUAGCACCAGAUCCAGUUCUAAGCCGUUUCAAGUCACAUAAGAAGGGUGUAAAGCGUUUGAAAAGAAUUGGAGAUGUCCUCACAAUUGUUGUCGUUGCUGGAUGCUGCUAUGAGAUCUAUGUGAAAGCUGUGAUGAGAGAAGAAGCUCGAGAAGAAGCUCGAAAACAGGGGAGUACUGCUAGUGAAAAUGCUUAGUGAAGUGUUCAUUUCCUAAACUUUUGUAUGUUUGUCUAGCCUUAGUUUGGGAGAACAGUGGCCAAUAAGCAGGACACUACUACAUGAAAUGCUCCUCUGUUUGACGUUUUGCAUCUCCAUUUCCAUUUCUCAUUUAAUGGGACGGAACACAUCCAUCCAUCGGACGAUGAAGAGUCAAAUUGCCUAACUUAGAUUGGUGUGCAAGGCUCUUCGGAUGGCAAAUAAGAGAGCGCAAUUGGUGUAUGACCGUGUUUCCUUUGCUUCUCUUUGGAGUAAGGUGAUUUCAGUGAGGGUUGCAUAGUGAGAGAAGCAAGAGGAUAUUCAUCCACCGCCCUCGCCUUCUUUCUCGUGUUGGUGCACUCCUAAGCGUAACUUACCUCUUGUCUUUGACCCUCUAUCUAACGUGGAAACUUUUGUCUUCUAAUAAAAAAGUGUUGUUGCGUUGC
Messenger RNA from Rhodamnia argentea, 868 nucleotides. RefSeq names its product succinate dehydrogenase subunit 7A, mitochondrial-like. The transcript is spliced from 6 exons. The record is from RefSeq and is a predicted model, not a curated record. The coding region runs from base 96 to 422 and encodes 108 amino acids. Lineage: Eukaryota; Viridiplantae; Streptophyta; Magnoliopsida; Myrtales; Myrtaceae.